Lathyrus oleraceus (garden pea) is the source of this 1371-nucleotide messenger RNA. Its product is annotated as GDSL esterase/lipase CPRD49. The coding region runs from base 312 to 1082 and encodes 256 amino acids. The transcript has 6 exons. Gene Ontology annotation, molecular function: hydrolase activity, acting on ester bonds. NCBI's taxonomy places the organism in Eukaryota, Viridiplantae, Streptophyta, Magnoliopsida, Fabales, Fabaceae. The record is from RefSeq and is a predicted model, not a curated record.
UUCAAAUUCUUUAACAAUAUUUCUUGAUUUCUUUUACAAGACUCUUUUCAAAUUUCAACUGUAUUAAUUAUUUGUUUACCAAGAUUGAUAUAAUUUAUAUUAAGUAUAAUCUUUUAAUUUGCGUGAUGCACACAUUAUAAAUAGCCGAAGGUAGUAAGCUUUCAUUGUGCACAUCGUUUAGUUCAACCUCCACGAGCUUAGGAGGUGUGAUUUGGCGCCGCCUCCUUUGGUCAUUUCCUUCUUCAUUCCUUAUUCUUGUUACGUACCAAUCUCAAUUUAAACCCUCCAACUACUCACCACACAGACACGCCAUGGCUGCACCUGCUAGGCCUCAGUUCGUUCUUUUUGGAUCCUCCAUCGUGCAACUCAGUUACAGCCAUGGCGGUUGGGGCUCUUUUCUUUCCGAUAUCUACGCUCGGAAGGCAGACAUAUUGGUUCGAGGUUACUACGGAUGGAACUCACGACGUGCCCUCCAAGUCCUCACUGAAGUUUUCCCAAAGGAUGCUGCUACACAGCCUUCGCUUGUGAUAGUUUAUUUUGGAGGUAAUGAUUCCAUGGGUCCUCACUCAUCUGGUCUAGGCCCUCACGUGCCUCUUGAAGAGUAUAUCGAUAACAUGAGAAAGAUUCUGGUUCAUAUUCAGGGCCUAUCUGAAAUGACACGUAUCAUCGUUCUCACCUGCCCUCCUGUCCACGAGGAAAAAUUGCGCGAAAACACUAGCGCAUUUUUUAGUGAGCUGGUAAGAACAAAUGACUUAUGCCAAAGCUAUUCAGAAGCUUGUAUAAAGCUAUGCAAGGAACUUGGUGUGGAAGUUGUUGAUCUUUUUCAUGCACUACAAAGUAUAGAUGACUGGGAGAAUGCUUGUUUUACUGACGGCGUCCAUUUAGCAACUGAGGGAAGCAAAAUUGUGGUGAAAGAAAUACUGAAAGUACUCAAGGAGGCUGAAUGGAAGCCAUGCCUCCACUGGAAGUCAAUGCACACUGAAUUUUCGGAAGAUUCGCCGUAUGAUCUUGUUGCUGCUGAUGGGAAAACAACACUGAACCCUUCUGAGUGGACUUUUCACAGAGAGUUUCAGUGGGAUUAAGCUGUGGAGUUAUCAACCUUAUAUUUAGCAGUUUCCUUGUUUAUGUUUGCUUAAAAAUGUUGGUUUGUAUUUGGUGACAUAGUAGUCAUCAUAUAGUUUGUUGUAAGUUCAUGGUUUAACUAAAAAUUAGCAUAUAUAGUGUAAUGUAGUAGCAUACUCCCAUAGCUAUAUGCAAAUUUCAUCAUGUGUUUGUCAGGGAGUUAUAAGAAUUAAGAAUUAGUAUAAGUUGCUAAGUUGUAUGAUGUACCAGAAGUAAUUCCUUUUAUGAAGAUGAAUUCUGUCUCAUAAA